Molecule: messenger RNA, 2873 nt
Organism: Cyprinus carpio (common carp)
Lineage: Eukaryota; Metazoa; Chordata; Actinopteri; Cypriniformes; Cyprinidae
Product: coagulation factor XIII A chain-like
Biological process (GO): blood coagulation, fibrin clot formation; peptide cross-linking
Molecular function (GO): protein-glutamine gamma-glutamyltransferase activity
Source: RefSeq, a predicted model, not a curated record
CAGCGGAAGAGGAAGUCAUGAGCGUAUAUUAAUCAGCAUGGGGCUCCUCAUUGGAACAUCUGCCUGGAGCUUCUCAGCAGACCAUCUACUCUUCUACACAGACCGUUAACGUCAAGACAUUUUGUGCACAUCAUGUCACUUGCACAGAAAAGUAAACACCAACACGGCCGUAUUUCCUUUGCCAACUCAAACUCAAAUGAGUCUAACCCACCUGAUUAUGAGGCGGUUGAUGUUCUGGGGCCAAGGGGACCCCAAGAUGGAGGUCUCUCGGUGUUGAGCAUUGACAUGUGUGUGGCGGACAACAGAAAAGACCAUUACACGGACAAGUACAAGAAUUCCAGUCUCAUUGUGCGCAGGAAUAAAGAGUUCACCAUCAUCAUCAAACUAAACCGGGCCUUCAAUGCAGAGCAGGAUAAUGUGCAGCUGGAGUUCAUGAUUGGCAAUUCACCUUAUGUAAACAAGGGCACCUACAUCACCGUGUCCAUUGGAAAAGAGAAACGUGACGGACGCUGGAAUGGUCGCGUGAUUGGCACGCAAGAUACUGAAGUGACAGUGGGCAUAACACCUGACGCCCGCUGCAUCAUUGGCCGCUUCCGUACCUUUGUAGCAGUAGUGACUGAUUUGGGAAAACAGCGUACUCAGAGGAACCCAGACACUGAUUUAUAUGUGCUGUUCAAUCCUUGGGACCCUGCGGAUCAAGUGUACAUGGACAAAGAGGAAGACAUACAGGAGUAUGUGAUGAAUGAUGUGGGGAACAUUUACGAUGGAGAUUUCAACAACAUAACCUCCUUUUCAUGGAACUUUGGGCAGUUUGAAGAGGGGGUUCUGGAUGCCUGUCUUAUGAUAAUGGAUGCUGGGAAAGUACCGCUAAUGUACCGUGGGAAUGCCACUCAAGUAGUUCGGCAAGCAUCAGCUCUGCUGAACUCCCAAGACGAUAAAGGUGUCAUGGUUGGCAACUGGAGUGGUGACUACUCCGGCGGCACAGCACCCACUGCCUGGACCGGGAGCCCUGAAAUCCUGCUCAAAUAUGUCAAUAAGGGUUAUGAGCCUGUGCGCUUUGCGCAGUGCUGGGUGUUUGCCGGCGUGAUGAACACUUUUAUGCGUGGUCUCGGGAUCCCUACACGGGCCAUCACCACUUUCCGCUCUGCUGUUGACAACACGGGCAACUUGAAGACAGACAUUGUGCUGGACGAAGAUGGGAAAUUAGACCGAAGCCGAACAAAGGAUUCAGUCUGGAACUUCCACUGCUGGAAUGAGGUGUACAUGAAGAGGCCUGAUCUGCCUGAUAAUUUCUCUGGCUGGCAGGUGAUCGACUGCACCCCUCAGGAGACCAGUGAUGGUCUUUAUCGAUGUGGCCCAACGUCUGUCAAUGCAAUCAAAGAGGGAGAGCUCAGCUAUCCGUUCGAUGCAAAGUUUGUCUUUGCAGAGAUAAACAGUGAUCUGAUAUACUAUAAGGCUGAUAAAUAUGGAAAACUGAAGAUUAUCAGUGUAAACACUGUGUAUGUGGGAAAGCUCAUUUUGACUAAAAAGAAGGACAGUAGCGAAUAUGAGGACAUCACGUCUAACUAUAAAUACCCAGAAGGAAGUCUCAAGGAGAGAGAGACCAUGCAGAUGGCAGUGCGUCGUGGAGUUACUUCCAUGGAUAACUUGACACUCCCUGAAGCAGGUGUGGACAUCGAGCUCCAGGCUGACACCAUCAAAAUUGGUGACAACUUCAAGCUGACUCUGAACAUUAAGAACCAGACCAGCCAAACCUGCACCAUCAGCGUCGUCAUCACUGGCUGUGCGGCGUUUUACACAGGCAUCACUAGCACAACUUUUAUGUUUGAAAACCAAUCUGCAACUGUGGAAGCCUCAAAGACUGAGUCCCUGACAAUAGAUGUCACAGCUUUGGAGUACAUGCCCUACCUUGUGGAACAGUCCAACCGGCUCUUCAUGGUGUAUGGGCGAGUUGAGGAAAGUGACACUUCCCUUUGCACAAUGAAAGUUGUCAAUCUUCAGCCUCCUGAACUCACAAUGAAGAUGACUGGAUCUCCCCGGGUUGGCAAGGAACUCAUGGUCAGUGUGGAAUUCCUGAAUCCCUAUAAUUUCACCCUGAAAAAGGUUCAGCUCCGCAUUGAUGGACCUGGUCUGACACAGACCAAAUUGAAACAGUACAGCCAGAUAUUACCUGGUGCCUCGGUGAUAUAUAAAGUGUUGCUGAUCCCUCAAUCUUUGGGGAAGAAGGUGCUGAUGGCAUGUCUAGACUGCCCUCUACUGAGACAGGUCACCAAUCAGCUGGAAUUUGAAGUAGUGCAAGACGAAAAUAUCAAUGAACAAAGCGUGAUACUGGGAACAAGAUAGAGAAAAGACAGGGAAAGAGGAACGGAAGAGAAAACACAAUUGCAGUACCAUUGCUCUGUUUUGCUUUGAUUCACCAAGCAAACAUUUGUUUUUUUUAACCAAAAAUGAAAUAAUUAAAUGUUACAUGUACUUUAUAUUACAUCUACUGAAGUUAAAAUAAUAGCUCACUCAAAAAUAAUGUUUUUUUUUUUUUCAAACCUUUAUGACUUUCAUUGUUCUGUGGAACACAACCGAUAUUUUGAAAAGCAGAAGAUAAAUUUAUGCAGGUUUGGACAACAUGAGGGUGAGUAAAUGACAACAGAAUAACUAUCCUUUUAAAUCAGCAAGUGUGAGAACCAUAAUUAAUAAUGACAUCCAUUGAAAUCCCUAGUGAUCUGUAACGUGUUUUGUUUGGGGAAAUGUUUUCUCUGGUUGGAAGGAAUCUUAACUAACUUACUGUAUUAAUCACAAUGUAUUGUUGUUUUACUGUGCUCUAAUGCCAUGGACUAUGUUGUACUAAUGCAAAUCAACAAUAAAUGUUUAGCAUGAAA